AUGUCGGCGGAUAGUCGCAGCCCGCAAACACGCCCACACUCCGAUAACAGACCGUCUAAGCCGUCGCUUGUGUCGUCUGGGAAGAGGUCUUAUUCAACAUAUUUGAGUGACAUCGACCGCAAGUUCAAGCAGCUCACCCGGGACGUCCUGCCUGCCCACCCAUACAUCUUGUCCGUGCCAACAGAGAAGCCAUACCGGCUGGGAUCGCGCUUUGUGAGCAACUGGGCUGUAGGAGAGAAUACCUUGUUCUCUCCCGAAGAAGAACAGCUGCAGUAUAUGACCUUUCUCCCGCACCAGGGAGAAGACACGCUGCUCGUCUCGGUUGGAGGCUGGUCGGAUGACAAGGGGAAUAUAGUCCCAGAAGAGGACCAGAGACCCUCAAGUGCCGUUAGCAUGGCGGCGCCACUUACUACCGCCUCGCAGCAGGACGCCCUGGCUAAGAGGAAGAAGAAAAUCACCCUGAGUGAUUACAAGAAGAAGGCCCUGGAGACUCCUCCACCGUCAACACCGCUGCCUGGUGCAGCGGAACUAUCGACCAACGGGGCCAAUGGAACGGCCAGCAAUCGGCCUGGGAGUGUAGACUCCGAAAAGGCGUUGCGCAGACCGCAGUCGAAUAGCUCCAAGCCGGACGCCAAACAUCACCAUCAUCACCACCAUCACCAACAUCAUCACCAUCACCCUUCGCAGGCCACGGCCCCUGCUACCUCUUCAACUUCCGCCCCUGACAGCCGGACUGGCGGCAGGAGCAAUGAUACCAAGCAGAACGGGCUAGAUAACCCCUCGCUACCAGCCAGUACUAGCCGGCUAGAUAAGAGUACCAAGCUUCCAUCGUCGUCAAAACCCAGCUUGCCAAAGGAAUCUCCGCCGCGCAAGAAACUACGGCUCUCCGCUCAGCCGGAAGAGAGGGAGAAAGAGAAAACGCCUACAAAAAAGACAGGAAGGGCCCAUCAGAUGGUGCCGGAACUGCUUUCCCCUACGCUCCCAUUCGACAAUGAGAGCUUCAGCCUCUCCCUGCCGCCUCUGCUAUCCCCGACCCUCCCGCCAGAUAUAGAGGAAGAACUGGCCAGACUGCCUGAUGACGGACUAGAAAAGACCUCCCGCUCUCACUCUAGUUCUAUCUCCAGCAUAUCCAACAAGAUUGUGCCCAGCAAACCAAAGUCGGGCUCAACCUCAUCAUCAACCAAACAGCCCCAGCAAUCUUCCAUGGCCGCCGAGAAGAGACCAGCCAGUAUAUCAUCGGCUAGCGCGAAUCUCCCACCAAAACCAUUAACAACCUCCUCGAAGACAACUGCUUCUCAACCACCUCCCCGAAUCACAACAACAGCUCCAAAGGAGAGGCUGAUCGUCAAGCUAAGGUAUGGCCGGCAGAACAGGAAACGAAUCGAGGCGCUUUUAAAAAUAUCAUCCAAGCGGAAACCUACGCCUACUACUACACAGAGCUCCGGAAAACCAAAGGGCCUACCAGAUUCUAUUGUCAUAUCCAGGAGUUCUCCGUCAAAUUCAUCACCUCAACCUGGAAGUGCCCCUUCCGCGGGAAGACAGCGUGAGCCCAGUUCAGGGUAUAAGCGACCAAAAGCAAUGGACGGGGAUGAUGUCCAAGAGCCAGCUUUGAAACGGCCACGGAGUUCCAACACGCUUGCACCACCCCUCGCCGAUCAAGCUCCGACACCUAGCAUGCAGACUCCUAGAUCAACUUCAGCCACUAAACACCCACCUUCAUCCUCGCAGGACCAAUUUCUCACACCUAAAAAGGAACCCAAGGGUACUGCAAUGCGCCGUGUAGGGUCCGGGGACAGUGACAUGAAGACUCCAAGCGGCAGCGCAACAAGCGUGAAGAUGACACAGUCUCUUUCUGUGGAAAGUCAUCCAUCUUCCAGUGCACAACCGUCAGAGCGUCGCGGUUGGCGUGACGAAUAUCAGAGAUUUGUCAAUCUUGGCCGUGAUCUUAAGCAUGCCUCACAGCGCAACUCGACCCACAAAUACAGCACCAGCCAUGAUAUCCAGGACGAUAAGCUAAGCGCCACAAUCGCAGUCGAGGCUUUACUCUGCUUUAUCCUAGCCUUCAUCGCCGAACAACGCUUCCAAUCUCUCAGUCGGCAAGUCGGCAACUCCACCGGCUGGCGCUCCAUCAUAGCAUACUGGCAAGCGAUCCUCAGCCGAACAACCUCUUACCCACACCUUCAUGGUCUCUGUCUCCUCCUUGGUGCCGUCUGCCAUGACUCAAUCCAUUCUCUCGACCUAGAACGAUUAGCUACCACCCCCUUUCCCGAUGAACAUAGUCCUGCCCCAACCCCUGGCAGCGACGGCAACACCGUAACCAGCGAAGAAACCAAGAAGCAGCGCCGAGAGUUUGCAGAGCUGAGAACUAGGCUGCCCGAAUCGUACAAGGUUGCUCGUCGUCUAUGGCUUGAAGGAUCCCGCGAGCUAUCUGAUUCCGUCCUCGCACAGCAUUACCCCGGCACUUGGUCGAAACGGCUUAAAAGCUCCGCCGAUCGAGGAAGAGAACAGCUUAAACUAGGCGAGUAUGGAGGCGACUUUUACCUCCCGCUGGGCACCGCAUCGACGCCCCUUGAAGCCGUCCGGUUCGGCUGGGCUUUUCUGAACGAGUGGAGUGAGAGAGAAGGAGUCAAAUGGAAGGGUAGAUUGGGCCUAUAG
Messenger RNA from Nannizzia gypsea CBS 118893, 2655 nucleotides. RefSeq lists its product as hypothetical. The record is from RefSeq and is a predicted model, not a curated record. The transcript has a single exon. The coding region runs from base 1 to 2655 and encodes 884 amino acids. Lineage: Eukaryota; Fungi; Ascomycota; Eurotiomycetes; Onygenales; Arthrodermataceae.